AUGUUUAUGUGACAGCUUACUCGCGGCUCGGUGAAUGAUUCAGACUGUUCAGCGGCCACAGGUGUGUUGAAGUUUUCAUGAACAGGAAUGGGAGUAAGAAGAAGGGAGAAAGGAAGCGAAGCAGCAAGGUGAUUCCUGGACAAACUGUGUGUUCAUACCAGGUUUGCAUUCUGACCUGCAAGCCAAUGUAAGUCGUGUUGAGUGACUGCGUGUGAAAGAGGGACUAUCACCAUCCUCAUGUCCUAUGGAGGAGGCUUUUACGGACGCACUGAGCGUGUCCGCCAGGCGCCCCACUAUGACCAGGUUCCUCAGGACUCCUUACCCGGAGCAGACUCCUAUGACCUGAGAGAGUCGAGGACCCCUCCUCUGGCUCAGAGUGCAGACCCUCUCCCCCCUCCGCCUCUGCCUGACCAGCCCCCUGUCGGCCCCGAGUUCGAUCCCAGCGCCAGCGAGGACGAGCCCGAAGAGGACCCCGCCAUCGACAUCAAACCGGUCCACCGCUUCAUCCCCGACUCCUGGAAGGACUUCUUCAGAGGGAGCAAGCGCAGUAGCGAGAAGGCGUGGUCCAUGCCUUCCUCGUCACACAACAACAACAACAGCACCAGCGAGGGGGUGCGCUGCUCCCCCCCACAGUCCCCCUCCGAUCCCGGAUCAUACCGAGACCCUUAUGGCGGCUCGGGCGGCAGCUACAACUCGCACAAGGAGCUCCUGGAAGAACGAGACGGCAUUGGGUCGGUGUCGGGGCACACCCACCACACGGGUCUGACCUACAGCGAGCGGGUGGAGGAGUACCACCAGCGCUACGGCUACAUGAAGUCGUGGGCGGGGCUGCUGAGGAUUCUGGGCUGCGUGGAGCUGCUGCUGGGAGCAGGCGUGUUCGCCUGCGUCUGCGCGUACAUCCACAAAGACAACGAGUGGUUCAACAUGUUCGGAUACUCGGGUCCUGGAGCUUACGGAGCCGGUUACUACGGCAGCGGCACAGGCACGGCGUACUACAACGGCCCCAACACCCCCUUUGUGUUGGUGGUGGCGGGGCUGGCCUGGUUGGUGACUGUGAUUGUGUUGGUGCUGGGGAUGACCAUGUACUACCGCACCAUCCUGCUGGACUCGUCCUGGUGGCCCCUGACGGAGUUCAUCAUCAACCUGGCUCUGGCGGUGCUGUACCUGGCAGCAGGCAUCGUCUACGUCAGAGACACGACUCGUGGAGGGCUCUGCUCCUACCCGGUCUUCAACAACCCCGUCAACGCGGCGUUCUGCAGAACGGAGGCCGGCCAGACGGCAGCCAUCAUCUUCCUGUUUGUCACCGUACUGGUUUAUCUGAUCGGCGCCAUCGUGUGUCUCAAGCUGUGGAGGCACGAAGCUGCUCGCAGGUACCGGGAGAGGUACGGCCUGGAGAUGCAGCCCUCUGAGAUGCCGGCCAGGCGGCCAGUGAUGCCUCCAGCUUCUGAUCCGCUUCCCAGGAUGCCGGAGCAGGUCCAGGGCUCCUCUGUCGUUCCCAUCCAAGCUGCACCAAAACCUACAAAGGUCGUUCAGGGAGCGAUACCGUCGGGACACAUCCCAAAACCCGUCGUGGUGCCCGACUACAUCGCGAAGUACCCAACCAUCCGGACGGAUGAACAGCGGGACCAGUACCGAGCUGUGUUCAACGACCAGUAUGCAGAAUAUAAAGAGAUCCACUCAGAUGUGCAGGCCACCCUCAAGAAGUUUGAUGAGAUGGACGCCAUGAUGCGCAGCCUGCCUCAGCAUCCCAACAACCAGAUGGAGAUGGAUCGCAUCAAGAGAAUCCUGCAGGAGUACCAGCGGAAGAAAAAUGACCCGACUUUCGUGGAGAAGAAGGAGCGCUGCGAGUACCUGAAGAGCAAACUGUCGCACAUCAAGCAGAAGAUUCAGGAGUACGACAAAGUCAUGGAGUGGAACGACGGCUACAGCUAAACGUCUGCGGUGCCACCAGACCGGACUCUUUUCUGCUAAGUUUGUUUUUAAUUUGCACUGCAGGCGUCUGAGAGAAGAACUUCUGUCAGCAGAUUGUUGGUCGGAGCUCACGUGAGAGACGCUGAGAGAAAUGAGCUGGUUCCUGCUUUCAUGCAUGUCGCUGGUUAGCUGAGCACAAAGGCUGGAAACGGGGAAGUUUCCAAGCGCUGUCCUAUAGAAGCAAAAUCCCUCUGUCAGUUUUUCCACAACACGAGCACUCACCCUUCCACUCCACGUUGACUCCUUUCAUCAACUGUUGUCUGUUCAGGUCGUAUAAAAGGAGAAAAAUUAAAAAACAAGUCACAGAUAUCAUAUCUUUAACAAGAAAAAUACAAACAUGUCCUCUUAUUUCAUGUCGGAGAGCACCUGGAGGUCCUGUGAUCCGGACGAUGUUUAACAGUCCAACACAUCUGGGAUGAAACUGGGCAGAAUUUGGAUCAGAAGUUAGAGUUUAGUGCAUAUGAGCUGCUGACUUAAUGUUUAUGUUUAUCCAGGUUUGUGGAAUAAACGUAGUAAACUACUCAGGGUCUGGACCUGCAGCUGUCUGAGCUAACCUCACAUUCAUGCAUAUCCUGGUUUUCUCAGCCUUUAGAGAAGCUGAAGCUGUAAAUCCUCCAUCGUUCUUGUGGUUUUUUUAUUUAGCUGCUCCUUGAAGCCGGUCUGAAAAAUUACGUUUCAAAAAUUCAUUUAAAACCCUGAAAAUGUGGUAAAAUUAGUCUUCGUGGAGAACACGUUUCAUCCACCAGCGAGCCCUGAAGGAAAAAUCCUUCAUAUUUACAGACAGUCUCGUUCAGCUCACGGUUAGAAAAUGAUUCUGUUUCACGAACACGUCAGCGGGUUUUAAGCAGCUGAAAAGUGGGCGGAGUUGGAAUUUUCUGGAAUUUAAUCACAAAUUACAGACAUUAAUAAUUUCUGCUGUUUAUUUGAUGUUAGUUACUAAUACAGACAAAAGAUCUGUAGCUGGAGACGUCCUAAAUGAUGUUUACAGCCAAACACGUUUAAAUCGUGUGCUGACCUGGUCUGAAAAACAAGUCCACACCUUAAAUUAGCCUUUAUUCUAAAGUCAGUUGGAGACGACAUAAAACAAUGUUUUUAUAAAUAAACAAGAUAAUU
This is a messenger RNA of Melanotaenia boesemani (Boeseman's rainbowfish), 3084 nucleotides long. RefSeq names its product MARVEL domain containing 2a (gene marveld2a). Bases 238 to 1932 code for a protein of 564 amino acids. The transcript is spliced from 10 exons. Gene Ontology annotation, cellular component: bicellular tight junction; apical plasma membrane; cytoplasmic vesicle. Gene Ontology annotation, biological process: bicellular tight junction assembly. Lineage: Eukaryota; Metazoa; Chordata; Actinopteri; Atheriniformes; Melanotaeniidae. The record is from RefSeq and is a predicted model, not a curated record.